Messenger RNA from Esox lucius (northern pike), 6378 nucleotides. Its product is annotated as immunoglobulin superfamily DCC subclass member 3-like. Gene Ontology annotation, biological process: axon guidance; cell-cell adhesion. Gene Ontology annotation, molecular function: protein binding. The transcript is spliced from 14 exons. The record is from RefSeq and is a predicted model, not a curated record. The coding region runs from base 249 to 2441 and encodes 730 amino acids. NCBI's taxonomy places the organism in Eukaryota, Metazoa, Chordata, Actinopteri, Esociformes, Esocidae. Gene Ontology annotation, cellular component: axon; plasma membrane.
GCACUAUACUGAAAGUAGCUUUGGACGUGACCAGUAGACAGUUCCGGCAAAUGCGCUGGACAAGAGAUUCCUGAGAACAUUAGACAUGUGUUAAUGAAAGUUAAUUUUCCAAACAUAUAUGACGUUUCCAAAGAAGACACUUUUAGCACGUUUCAAUUCAAUCGGAAUAUAAUCUUUUAGGAUUGUUUUUUUUCCCAAAAAUAAAUUGCAUUUUAACAAGGUCGAAAUACAUUUUUAAGAAGUGAAAAAUGAACGAACCAAGGAUUCUGCUCGCCUGUUUGGUGAUUUUCAUAAAUUUCAACAUAUGCAGCGCCAAGGAGCUGGCGUUUCUACUGGAGCCCAGCGAUGUCAUUGCUGUGAGGGAUCGGCCGCUGAUGUUGGACUGCGAGGUAGAGGGUGAGGGGCCCAUUUUGGUCACGUGGCGCCGGAGUGGGAUGCCCGUGGUCACUGGGCAGCGGGUCCAGAUACUCCCCAAUGGGACCCUCUUCAUCCAGAGCUUCCAGAAACGGCGAGACGGAGGUGAAAGCGAGACAGACGUCGGAGAGUAUGACUGCGCUGCCCAGAACCGCUUUGGCAUGCUGGUCAGCCGCAAGGCCCGGGUUCAGUUGGCAUCACUCCCUAAAUUCCACACCCACCCUGAAUCCAUGUCAGUGAAUGAAGGUGGUGUGGCUCGAUUCCAGUGCCAGGUCAAUGGGGUGCCCGAGGCUAACAUCACCUGGGAGAGAGACAGAACCCCACUCAGUACAACAGACAACAGGUACAUUCUCCUCCCCAUGGGUAUCCUCCAGGUGACCGGUGUGAGGAGGGUGGACGCUGGCGUCUACCGCUGCAUGGCCUCCAACAUCGCUAACAGGCGCUUCAGCCACGAAGCUCUGCUCAAUGUCACUGGUGGGGCUUCUAGGAUCUACAAGGAGCCAGCUAUCCUGUCGGGGCCCCAGAACCUGACCAUCACUGUCCACCAGACUGCCAUUUUGGAGUGCAUUGCCACAGGGAACCCCCGGCCCAUUGUGUCCUGGAGCAGGCUGGACGGACGCUCCAUCGGGGUGGAGGGCAUCCAGGUUUUGGGUACUGGCAACCUGAUGAUCUCUGACGUGUCGCUGCAGCACUCGGGCGUGUACGUGUGCGCCGCCAACCGCCCCGGAACGAGGAUGAGGCGUACGGCGCUGGGACGCCUGGUGGUGCAGGCUCCGCCUGAGUUCAUGCAGUGGCCGCAGUCUGUCUCAAAGCCAGCAGGGGGCAGUGCUGUGUUCACCUGUGUGGCCCAGGGUGUUCCAGAGCCUCACCUCAUUUGGCUGAAAAAUGGCAAGAUCCUGACCCCUGGUGACAAUGUUAAGCUUACCAACAACAACAGCACCCUGGCUGUGACCCGUAUCACCUCAGAGGACGAGGCUAUCUACCAGUGCAUCGCUGAGAACACGGCCGGCACCAACCAGGCCAGUGCCCGUCUGGCUGUGUCCCUGGGCAAGGAUCUGCCCGACUCCCCCCAGGGCCUCACGGCCGCGGCCCUGUCCCCCAGCACGCUGCAGCUCACCUGGACCCAGCCCCCGGCCGAAAUCACGGACGGCAUCAUUGGCUACGUGCUCCACAUCCGCAAGAUCGGCGAGCCAGACAGCAGAGAGCUACAGGAAGCAGUUAGUAAAACCACCUUCCAGCAUGACUUCACCAAUCUGGAACCAGCCACCACCUAUUCCAUUUACCUCAAGGCCUACUCUCCUCUGGGUGCCAGCCAGCAGUCCAGCACUGUGGUUGCUACAACACAAGGAGGCGUCCCCACCUCCCCUACCUUCUUCACCAAGACGCUGAACUCCACUGCAGUCCAGGUACUAUGGGAACUCCCCAGCAGGCCUGGCAAAGCAGAGGGCUUCAGGCUCACCUACCGCAGGGUCCCCCACGCCGAUUUCCAAGGACCGGUUCAGUUCCCUUGCCACGUGAAUGCCCACAUCAUCUCCCAUCUUGAAACCGGUGCUGUGUAUGAAGUCAAGUUGGUGGCCUACAAUGGGAAUGGUGAGAGUGAUUCCUCCAAGAGGUUGGUCUCACUGGCUAAAGAGGGCGCCAGCGCCAAAACCCGGGGUGGGGAGACCCAGUGUAACUGUAGACAGGACGGCGAUGACUCCAUGGGUGGCAUUGUUAUUGGCAUUCACAUCGGCAUGGCCUGCAUCAUUUUCUGUGUCCUCUUCCUGAUGUUUGGAUACCGUCGCAGUCUGUUCUGCAGUAAAGGGACACAGGAUAGUUGGUCCGUGCCGAGGAUGGACAAUGUGGGACAGCUGGGACAAAAUGGAAUCCCCAAACAGGGCAUCACACGCCCGGCAGAAGUUGCCUUCGAAUUAGUGCCUCAGAGUUGUGACUCCACCUCUCAGGGAGGGGCAUCGCUGCCUCUGCCCCAGUGCCAGGUUCUGAUUGAGCAGCACUCGUCUGGUUUGCCUGGCACAGGCUCUGGCUAACACUGGCUAAUAGCCCCUCCCUAAACUACCCUUUACAAAACCUUACCCACCCUCCAUCCCCAAAAUUUGCCUCAUGAUGGUUCCUCCACCUUCCCUGUCCAACCAAAGUUCCCCUCACCCUAGUGUCUUGCAGUGCUAGUGGUUGUCCAUAGAAAACCUGCUGCUAAUGAAAAAAGUCUCAAAGGUAGCUGAGGGACACAAAGCUUCAUGUUUCAACUGCACUCUCUCACCUUCUCUCGCUUCACUUAAACCAAAGUCAAAAGCCUUUAUGUUUUAUGCACAAGUACGUGCUAAUGCAGAAAUGCCUCCUCCUCAUUCAUCCUAUUUAAGUCAGGCUUUCCAUGCAACAAAAAUAGGAAAUGUUAUGUUACCAAGGGGAGCAUCUAUAACCAAAAUGUUCUCUUUGUAUGGCAUCCUCCUGGUAACAGUACAUGCACCAACUCUGUGUUUACAAGGAUCCAGCUUAUGCCAAAUACAGUAUAAUGACUUACUGGGGUCUUUUAGAAUCUCUAUAUAAGUAGCCUUAGCUUUGCGAUACGAAACAGACGACAAUUAGUGGCCUUGCUGAUAGCCUUAUGGAGGUAUGAGUCUGAUCGAGUUGAUUGUCUUUAUCACCGUACUAGCCUCGAGACAGGUCAAGGUCUGGAGGAACCACCUUCCCCUUCCCAACCCCCUCCCCCCCUUCGCCCCAAACCACCCAAACCAAAAGCUGAGAACCUCCAAAUAUCUUCUAUAUUUCUCCAAUGUAAAUGUAAAAUAUAAAGAUAGCUACCUCAGUCUGAUGAGAACGUCCAAGCCAUAGAUGUGGCAAACUUUAGCCUGCCGGAUGCUGUUUGAGCAAGUCUACCUCAGAGCCAAAAAGAGAAACCCUAUACCCUCGAUCCCCCUUCACUCUGUGUGCCAAUGCCAGUGUCCCGUGCCAGCCGUCGCCACGGCCCCAUGCCAGGGUACCCUCCUGGAGGAUUGCCAAGGAGAGCCAAACAGUGACAGUGUCUGAGUGUUACUCUUCCCCAUUGCCUCUCAACUCAACACCUUCCUUAGCCAAAUAAAAUGCUGUCUUCUGUCAUGAAGGCUAGCCCUUGUCCUCGACACGGAAAUCCCGAGCCAGAUCUCAGUCCGGUUCAAGGCCUGAAGAGAUCCAACGUAUUUGGUAUUUUUCCUUUAAGAGGCAGGGAUGACCUUUAAGUGUUUGUUGAUCAUGCUUGCAACAACACCUGUAUAAAUGUCCAUAUCCAAAGACAUAUAUGAGACUGGAGGUUAUCUCAUUUUAAACAUGGACCUUAAAGAACAUAUCAACGAUCCUUUUCCGAGGAGGUAUGCUCUGGCAUUUUUCUAGUAAAAAAAAUGUAACAAAAAGCAACCAACCUCAGAGAAGUUGCUUGCUUGUUUUGCACAAGUCAAAGGCAUUUCAAAAAGGUUUCUGCCCCAAAGCCACACGUGAUUGUUGCCAGUGGUUGGCUCUGCCGCUGUUAAGUCGGUCAUUCGAACUUGUGGGUGCUGUGAGUUGAUGGCUACAAAGGUUUUGUUGUUUCCUGGGAGCUAAUGGAGAUACUCACCUGGAACGCAUGGACACGGCACUAGUUUCUACUGUAGAAUACCUUGUCAGCUUAUCCAAAAAUGGUUUUGAAUGAAAACCAAGCUGAAUGAUGUCCAAAGAUGUAAAAUGUGUUAUCGUUUUCGUUUAUUAUCUUCAUAACAUUUGAAAAGUCACUGUUUUCCGAUUUUUGUUGUUCCUGUUUUAAGAGUUAGCCAGUUAAAAAAUUGCUUUAACUGAAACUAAGCCAAAAACAUUAUUUUUGAUUUCAUUGCUAUUAUAGGAUACAAUAAUUAGCUUUCUUUAAUGAAAGUUAGUCCUUUUAUAUGGAACUUCUUGGCUUGCCCCUUUUGACAUGGAACUGUCAUAUUUUGUUUAUUGUAUCUGUUAACUUUUAAAGAUUAACCAAAUGAAAAUGGGAUAUAUUUUCAAGGAGAUUUUCUAUGUUCAUACAAAAAGGAGUACUUGUUCUUUCUCUUUCUAAUAGCAGAGUUGAAAUUGCCAAAUAACUAGCCUUCUUAUGAAAAAUAUAUUGUGACCAAAUACCUUUUACAUUUUAACAUUCACAGUCUUUACCUUUGUAUGACACUUAGCAAUGACCAAAGCACAGAAACAUUAGUGUAUGUAUGACAUUACAUGUGUACAGUAGAUCAGUAUAUAUGUGUGUAUUCUGUGAAUGGCUGAACAUUUUGUAAACCUUGAAGUCAAAAUAUGCCAACAGGAACCACCUCAAACAGCUUUAAAUUCUUAACACAACAUGACAGGAUAAACCAAAGAACAUAUCUAACAUAACUAUUGUAUUGAUACUCAUAUUUUUGAUAUUCUCACUUAGUUGUGUUAAGCUUAAAACUGAGCUGUUAUUGGAGUCUUUACCUGGGUAUCUUGGUGCCAAAGAAAAACAGACCCACAUUGGCUUUCAAAUUUCAAUGAAAAGACCUAAAGAGGUGAGUUUCCUAAUGAAGCACUACAAUCCUCAGUUUUCGUGUCAAACUCCUAAUGAGUGUUAAAGGUUUACGCAAAAAACAUUGCAGUAUUACAGUCUAACCAAGACUUCUACUCAAAUUCUUGUUUCUUAUUUUAUAAAUGAAUGAUGUGAAACAAAUGUGACACUAAAAGAAAAAAGUGUAUUUGGAGAUGUUUUUUUUUUAAAUACAUUUUUCAUGUGAUGUUGUGUAGCGGUAAAGUUAGAUUUGUUAUUAUUGAAAUAUGAAUAUUUGCUGGUUCUUUUUGUAGAACUUAAUUUCCCCUCUUUUUCUGACUGAACAUUUAGUUCUUCCUGCUGUGGUUGGUAAAAGUUGCAAAAACCGAUGUUAUGUUAAUUUUUUGAAUGUUAUUAUUAAUAUUAAUGUGGUUUUAUUUUACCUAAACACUUUACCUAAACAAAUGUAAAGAUGCUAUGGAAAUGUUUGUUAGAAAUUUAAGAGAAACACAAGGCAAGAAAAUGGGAUGUUGGUUUGCCCUUAAACAAGCAUCUAUUCAAGUAUUUUCUGGCACUGAAGCCUUAAAAAGUCCCAUCAUUUAUAAGCCCCAUCAUUUAUAAAAAAAAGUUGUAGAGAACUAGAAGCUGUUUGCUAGGACCACUGAGAAAUAUACACUGAUUUAAAGAGAUUUUUUUUUGCUUUUGGAAACAUUCUUCAAGUGAAUAUAUAAUAUGAAACUGAAAACCCCAAAGCUUUAAACUGUUUUGAGACUAGGGUUGGAGGGCCAAGAAAGUAAGACUAAGGGCCAAGAAAGUAAGACUGUUAGUGAAGCUGUAGCCAUAGAGACUAAUCUGUCUGAUGUAUCAUAUGCUUGUAAUGUUCAUUUUUACCAGUUGCAUGGUUCAGAGAACAGGUUUGAUUUCAUUGUCAUACAGAAUCGUUUCUAGAGCAAAAUUAUAAAUUUCCAGACACAGUUACGUAAAUGACCAUAAAUAUGCCAUGCUACUGUUUCCAUAAUCACACAGAAAUGUAUCCCUCUGACCCAUUAUCUUUUCAUCUUGAAACAUAGAACAAGUAGGUCAUCUUAGUUACACAAUGUUUUCUUCAGAUUAAUUAGCACAAACAUUUCAGAUUAUAUACUUUGGGAAAGAUAUUGCAGUGAUUGCUUUACCCUCCUUUGCAUUGUAGAAAUCACCAUGGUCGAUGAAAGACAAAACAAAGUGUUGCUUAUUUAUUCUGACUGCUGUCUGUUUGCACAUAAUGUUUUUACCAUUAAAUGGGCUGUUUUGCCUCAUUCUAUCCUUGGUAGGUCAGGACUGAAUGGAAUUCCCCCCUUAACAACCUUUGCAAAUAAUUCAUAAUUCAGCUUGGUCUCUAUAUACGGCAUUUCUUUUUUUUUAUUUAAAGACUUUUAUUAUGUCUUUAUUUUUACUGUCUGCUCUUCCACGCUCAAAUUCCAAUGCGACUAAACCAAAUAAACUUU